AUGGCUCUUCGGUGGGACGUGGCCACCGAAGAUGAAAUUAUUCAGCAUUGUUCGCGUUCCAAUCCGGACCGAAACGUCAUUAGCGAACUGGAAGGAGGACUUUCAGUCAUCAGGAUUUCAGAAGACGCAGUUGUCAAGUGCGGAAUCGGCGUCACCAAAUUCGAGGCUACAAACCAACAGCGAGCAUAUGAGACUAUCAAUCCGGCAAUUAUACGAAUUGGCCAAGUGUAUCGCUUCUUUACCAGUGGGUUAAACGGCUACCUGACAAUGGAAUACAUCAACUGCCAGCCUGUCUCCUCCGUGACAGAUCCUGACAUCUACUUGGAACCAAUGGCAAAGGUCCUGAAACAUUUUGAACAAGUGCAACAAGACAAGCCUGGACUUUUUCACGAGGGCCUCGCCUUUGGCCAGCUUUGGUUGGACUACGAUCUAAUCGCUCCUGCUACCGUAUCAGACAUUGAGGAGUACUACAACAAAAGAUAG
Mytilinidion resinicola is the source of this 483-nucleotide messenger RNA. RefSeq lists its product as uncharacterized. The record is from RefSeq and is a predicted model, not a curated record. Lineage: Eukaryota; Fungi; Ascomycota; Dothideomycetes; Mytilinidiales; Mytilinidiaceae. The transcript has a single exon. Bases 1 to 483 code for a protein of 160 amino acids.